CGAUGACCCGGAUAUGGAAGGCUGUGUCUACGUCACAUCCGGGGUAAACUGUCAUGUUUUGCUUCUGUUGUGCCUCAUUUUAGUUUCAUCUUCAGUUUUGAUUUUUAACCUCAGUUUUCUCCAGCCGACAUGUCUCGAGGGUCAAGUGCAGGGUUUGACCGGCAUAUUACGAUCUUUUCUCCGGAGGGCAGACUUUACCAAGUCGGUAAGUCGAGAAAGAAGUGAGCAAAACUCAACCUGCCCUGUCAUCACCGCAGCUAACUGCUAACAGCAGCUAAUAGGUUCAUUCAUGUCUAACAUUAAGUCUGAGUUUUAUUUCGUACAAUCAAACAAAGACAGAAUAAUUGUAAAUAUUAAUACUAGAAUAUAUUCAACUCAAAGUGAGCUAUCUGGCGUGUAUCUCUUUGUUGGUCAUGCUCUGUGGUUUAGAGCUUAAGUUAGUGCUGAGCUUCAGUUUCAUCAUGAAUAGUAAAUAAAAGAAAUACUUACAAUUAGUACACUAAGGAUAAUUAAGAAUCUAAGCAGCUUCUACGAGGGCCAGGUUGUGAUUGUGAUUGGCCGAGUCCGAGCAUCUCUAAAGUUGGAGCUUGUUCAAGGUGUUCCUGGUCUACAGUGGUCUACACCAACUUAAAGAGGGCCAAAGAAAGUCAACCAGCAACAGGGUCAUGGACAACUAAUGUGCAGCAAUGAGGAAGGCUAAUCUGACCUAACAGAAGCGAGCUUAAAGGGAUAUUCCGGCGUAACACCGAGUUAGACACCCCCUCGAGCGAUGGCUGUUGCUGACCGCUUGCUUCUCUAGUUAUACCAACUUUAGUAACGACCGCACGAUAACAAUACACAGCAGUCUGAGGAGCCAUAAACAAACCUCACCAAAAAGCCACUCUCUAGCCACAAAUAAUGCUCAGAACAGCACCUAAUUUCAUCAACAGUACAUAUAGGGUCCCAGCCAUAGCACUAGCCACCAAACAUCUUUUUAACUUCGCCUGAUUUCUUUAGCAAAGAGACUAAACACAACUCACCUACUCUCUUCCAGCAGCCGCUUGUUUGCAGCAAGAGUCAGACCUCAGGCCAGUCCAUUACGGACGAGUUUUGCACCUCAAGGAAGAACAUUUAUGAUCAUUACUUCAUGGAAAUGCAAUCAGACUAAGAAGAACUAUCGGUUCUGCAGUGCAAAAUGAUUAAUAUGGUGAUUAUUACUUCAAGAAAAUGAUAAAGAAAUGAUCAUAAAUGUUCUUCCUUGAGCUGUGUCACCCUGCAGAAGUCUGUAAUGGACUGGCCUGAGGUCUCGCUACAAACAAGUGGCUGCUGGAAGAGAGCAGGUGAGUUUGUGUUGUUGAGUACUGUUGAUGAAGUUAGGUGCUGAUCUGAGCAUUAUUUGUGGCUAUAGAGUGGCGGUUUGGUUGAGGUUUGUUUAUGGCUCCUCAGACCGCUGUGUAUUGCUAUCCUGCUGUUGUUACUGAAGUGGGUAUAACUAGAGAAGCAAGCAGUCAGCAACAUUCAUCUCUGGAAGGGGUGUUUAACUUGGUGUUACAGCGUGUUUGACCCUAAAUUAAAUUAAAGCUGGAAUGUCCUUUUAAAUUGAUUAAAAAAAGAAACUGUUAAAGCUGAUGGAAAAAUCCAAACAAGCGUCUGUUGGAUGUGCUGGUUAACCCAGUCUGAUCCACGGGGGCCUCACCUGAGGACUUUAAAGACUUAAAAGACCUGCUGCUAACAGAUACCAAAUCACACCUUCAUAGGUUCGGUAGAGGCCGUAUCUCAUCAAGUCAUUACUGUUUCAGCCUAGAACUAGUUAGAGAGGGACUACACAAUACUAAGCAGAAGGUCAUAAUGUUAUGGCUGAUUGGUGCGUAUUUUUACUCUUUAAACAUUUCAGAAGACUUUGAUUCAUAUCUACAAGAACUACAAAUAGGUCUUUGUUGUUCCCACAAGAGCUAAGGAAGUUAAAGCGGACACUUUUAGUCGAUGACUCUAUUUCUCCUUCUGUCUGUCUGCAGAGUAUGCUUUCAAAGCCAUCAACCAAGGAGGACUGACAUCUGUGGCGGUCAGAGGCAAAGACUGUGUUGUGGUCGUCACACAAAAGAAAGUCCCAGUCAGUAUACAUUACAGCCUCGUGAAAGAUUAAGUUUCUGUUUUCACAAAGCAUGUGGUCACCUUCCACUGCAAUCAUUAUGGUUGUUGCGUUUCUGGUGGAGUGGAUGGUGUGUACAUUUCCCUGUUGACAAUGUUUUUGUCUUGUGUUUUUCCCAGGACAAGCUAUUGGAUGCUUUGACAGUCACACAUCUGUUUAGGAUUACAGAGAACAUUGGUUGUGUUAUGACCGGCAUGACUGGUAAGCAAUAUCUUGUAUACUUGUUGAUCUGAUGUAUUGUUGAAAACUCUGAAGUUUAAGAAAUUUCCAACAAAUUCUCAUGACCUAUUUUGUUCCCCUGAAUAUGGAGCUGUUCUUAUUUUGUGCCAGAAAGUACCUCCAUCAUUAUUAUUCACUGCUUGGAAAAAAAUCAAGUGUGUUUUUAGUUAUUUGUCAGCUCCUAAAAACUACAACAAAACCUGUAUCACAAUCUGCCAAGUUUUUAAACUGUGAGUACAUAAAUGGGACAGUAUGACAUUUUGCCAGUUAAAAGUGAUUAUAGAGAGUCAAAGAGGUAACUAAAAAACAAAUUCACAGAGACCACCAUUUUAUUAUUUUAACUGUGGCCAAAGCAGGUCAGAGAAUACUUACUUUAAACAGUCAGGUAAUUUGUCUGGAAAAACAUGUUGCAGUAAAAACUAACCUUUUUUUUGUGCUUGUGUUGAACAGUUUGGCUCCAUUCAAAAACGAUAAUAAAUCAGGGAUUUUCACUGCUGAAUUUGUGCGUUUUUGAAUGAAAUGUAAUGACAAACCGUUUCUGUCUCUAGCUGAUAGCAAGUCUCAGGUGCAGAGGGCCCGGUAUGAAGCAGCUAAUUGGAUGUAUAAGUAUGGCUAUGAGAUCCCUGUGGACAUGUUGUGCAAACGCAUGGCAGAUAUUUCCCAAGUCUACACCCAGAAUGCAGAGAUGAGGCCACUUGGCUGCUGUGAGUAGUGUGCAAAACUGCUUCUGAAUACCAGAAAAAAAAAUUCCAAGUCACUGAUUAGAUUUAUACAGGAUUUAAACAACCAAACAGACCUUUUUUUAAUAAUGUGCUGAAUUAGUCUCUGUUUCUCCUUUUAAGAUUUAUUUAUAUUUAUAUAAUUUGAGUUUUAUUGUUGUGCAAGAGUGUUUACAUUUGAAUCAGAUCUUUAAUUUUGGUGCAGAAUACUUGUUUUGCUGUCUCAUUAGACACUUUGUAUCCAGAAAACUGAUGUUCAGGCUCUUGUGACUGGAUAAGUUUUAAAAGAUCCAAGUGAAAUUUUUCUACCCAACUAUGAUUGAAAUAGAUGCCUCUCUCUGUUCCGACUGCUCUAGCUUAAUUCCUCUCUGCCUUGCAUUUUUCCUCCAGGUAUGAUGGUAAUUGGACUGGAUGACGAGUUGGGUCCUCAGCUAUACAAGUGUGAUCCAGCAGGCUACUAUUGUGGCUUUAAGGCCACAGCUGCAGGGGUCAAACAGACUGAGGCAACCAGUUUCUUGGAGAAGAAAAUCAAGAAGAAACUGGACUGGACCUAUGAGCAGACCAUAGAGGUAAAGUGCACACAUAAACACGUGUUUGAGAUGUUGUUGUAAUAAAUAAUUGAUUUUAAAAAAAUCCAUCUAUUGAACUUCCCUUUGGGAAUCAAUAAAGUUUGUCUUAUCUUGUCUAUCUUGCCUUAUCUUAUCAGCUGCUUGCCUUAGCUGUGUCUGAUAAAGCAUAUAUAGAUUGAUGUAUUUGCAGUGUACACACCUAUGUAUCAUCUCAUGCACUGUGCAUUGGAGAAGACACACAGUCAGCAUUUUGAAAGAACCUCCCGCUUAGUUUGACGUCAUGGCAAUUUCAAAGUUAUCAGAAACAAACACAUCUCAGUCUUUGUAAUUCUUCCUCACGUGCUUCUCAAUCAUAACUCUCUUUCUUCUCAAACAGACGGCCAUCUCAUGCCUGUCAACUGUUCUGUCCAUCGACUUUAAGCCCUCAGAGCUGGAGGUGGGAGUCAUCACUACACAGGAGCCCAGAUUUAAGUGAGUAACUUACUGUAUCAAACAGAUAAGACAUCUUAAUGGCUUUAGGGAAGGAAUGUUUUUGUCACAGGAGCGUUAGAUUUUCUUUACUUUACUGCGCUGUUCAAAGAUUUGCAGAAAAAAACACACAACCUUUGUAAGAUUUUGAAGCACUAAUGGCAUCAAUUUUAUCAGGGCAUAUUUCACAGAUUAUUGGUUUGGCAGCCAGUACAGAACUUUAAAAGAGAUCUAUUCUGGUGGAAGCUUGAACCACAUGUGAAUUGCUGAAAAGUGCAGAUUCUUGUGUACGGUCUGUCUGAAAAUGGCUUUAAUCAACUUGUGUUUUGCAGGAUUCUGUCAGAGGCUGAGAUCGAUACUCAUCUAGUGGCUUUGUCUGAAAGAGAGUGAGGAAAGUUGGCUUCUAUGAAAAGGAUUGUGAACUACAACACAAGAACCCCCCCCCCCCCCCCAUUCCCUACAAUAAGGCCGUGUUUAGAGGGACAGUGAAGGAAUUGGCGUCAUCUUAGACCAGAACAAAAACGUGAACAAUGAAAACAGUAUGGCCUUUUUUUUACCAGGUGGCACUGGGACCACCACUCAUCCAUCCUCUGUGGUCAUUGCCAGGAUCUGACUGGAUGCCAUAAUCCUCAUGUCAGCCCCUCCACACAUUUCCUUCUUCCCAGAUGAGAGGGAUGCUGGACACUCAAAACAAUACAAACAUUAGUCUAUUGUUUUCCUUGGUUACGGUGCUACCAAAAAUGGAGCUCAACUUCAGCACAGUACCUCUCUGUACCUCUUUCUCAGUGUGAGGACCCUGUGGUCCUGCAGCUUCUUGAGUCACUGUAUUUAACAGUACUUCCGAUCUACACUCAGGGCUGCCACGGUGCACACCUCCCAUUUUAUUUUUCUGCUUGAAUGUCCUUCUCUCAUGACUUCAGUUCAGGGGAAUGUUAAUGCCCUGACAUACUUGAUGGUGACUCAAAGGAGCUGCAGAGGGAAUUCUGCAAUUACAACAGACAUCACUGUCACUGUCAUACUCCUGUGAAAGUCAGCUCAGGUCAACAUCAAUCAGGAGUCUCGAAACUUCUCCUUCUCCCUCUUGUGUGUUUGAAUCCUUUUACUCUCCUCAACUGCUGUAAAUAACUCCAACUCUAUUAAACACAAUCUUUUUAAUUGAACACUAA
Xyrichtys novacula (pearly razorfish) is the source of this 5269-nucleotide messenger RNA. The record is from the annotation of a GenBank genome assembly. NCBI's taxonomy places the organism in Eukaryota, Metazoa, Chordata, Actinopteri, Labriformes, Labridae.